CUUUUCUUGCCUCUUUCUAAAAAAUCCGUUUAUUGAAUAUGAUUUUGUGUAAUUUAAAUUCAAUACUUAAAAGCGUGAAACAAUUUUUGCGUUUCCAUAUCAAUCUAAUCGUUUAACACCUACAUUCAAAAACCCAUUCAAUUAACGCAUUCCACAAAAAAAAAAAAUGAAGACAUUCAAGCGCAUGAGGCUCCGGAAAAACCUCCUUGGAGUAACGAAACUUUUGAUUUUUCGCAAACGUUCCGCCGAUCAGAGCGCGCUUUGAUGUCAACAGGGACGCGUCGUUCCUGAAAUUUCUAAAGAUUCUCGCGGCGCGACUACGACUACGAUAAUGAAUUUAAUUAGCGAGUUUGUUUAAACAACAUUAGAGAAAAGACGAUACAGUUUUUGAUUUAAUUUAGUUUAUCAGUGUCAUAAAAAAUUGUGGUUUUGGACGAGUUUUGGUACGAGUUUGUUUCAACUUUUGACGGUCAUGCUCUACAGAAUGUUCCUCGCGACACUCUUUUUAUCCAUGAUGGAAACAACCACAGCUCAGAGUCUACUAAUCGAACGAUACAAUUCUAUAGCAGUUUCUCCAGCCACUUACAACUGCUCAGUUUACUCGCAUGAAGAGGACUUUGAGGUUCACUGUAGAGGAGACGGCCUAGCUGAAAUUCCGAAUUAUUUGAACAGUACGCUGAAUAAAUUAAUUAUAUCGAACACCAAGAAUAUUUCUGUUAUUGGUAUGAAGUCAUUCGAACCUUAUAGGACGAGACUCCAAGAUGUAAUUUUAUCGGAUUUGCCAAAUUUGAGGGUUAUUGAAGAAGGAACUUUUGCUGACAUUUCCACAUUGAGGACGAUAUAUAUCUACAAUGCCCCACAAAUUAAGUUCAUUUACGGCCUUUUAAAAGGAGUAACAUCAAAACAAUUUAGAUCCUUACGUAUAGUGAACACCGGGCUGCACGAAGUUCCUGAGCUAUUUUUCCUGCCUCCCGAGAACACUUUGUUUUUAUUAGAUUUGGACCACAACAAAAUCGCUAAACUUCACAGCAACUCCAUCAAGGUAUCAGCGCAACAAGUCACGUUAAAUUUCAAUGACAUAACUGCCAUAGAGGAUUACGCCUUCAAUGGAUCUCAAAUUGGAAAACUACAUAUCACGGCUAAUCCAAAGCUAACAGAGUUGGGGGAGUUGGCUUUCAAGGGUCUGCUGAACUUGAGAGAAUUGGAUUUGUCGCAGACAUCAAUAACAACGCUUCCGUAUGAAGGUCUGGAAACGAUAGAAGUGCUUAAAAUUCGGGAUACAGCUACGCUCCAUACUAUUCCCAGUCUUUAUGAUUUACAGAGUCUAAAAAUGGCAAAACUAACCCACCAUUUCCAUUGCUGCGCUUUUAAAUACCCAAAACAACAUGCACCGACAAAACACGCCCUCUACGAAGACCAAAUGCGUCAAAUUUGCGUCCAAAAUCAAAAAUCAGUGCAAACGAAUGAUUUCAAGAAGAGAAAAAGGUCUUUGGGAUAUACUGAUUACAUGUCACAAAUUCCACCUCAGCUACAUCGACUGACUAAUUUGACAUUCAACGUGCCAGAUACCAACCAAACGACUAAAAGACCUUUAAAAGGGCAUUUUAUCGAAAACCAAAAACCUAGAGAAUAUGAGGAUAUUUACGAGGACAUGGGAACUUUUCAUUCUAGCCCUACUAAAAUCAAUGAUACUCCUAUUGAGGUGUUUUGUGGGAAUAUCAGCUUCAAAUUACAAAAUGUCCAAUGUGUUCCCGCUCCAAACGCCCUGAACCCGUGCGAAGACAUUAUGGGUUUUACAUGGUUGAGGAAUUCUGUAUGGUUCGUGGUAAUAUUGGCUGUAGUUGGCAACACCGCCGUGGUCAUUGUUAUAUGGUUUAGCAAAACAGAGGUAAAUGUAUCCCGAUUUUUAAUCUGCAACCUUGCCUUUGCUGACCUCUGUAUGGGACUCUAUCUGUUACUUAUAGCCUCCAUGGAUUACCACUCUGUUGGGACUUAUUUUAAUUCUGCCUUUGCCUGGCAAUAUGGUAUCGGCUGUCAAAUAGCGGGAUUCCUGACAGUUUUUUCCGGUCAUUUGUCGAUUUUCACCCUAACAGUGGUGACUAUAGAAAGGUGGUUCGCCAUAAAAUACGCCAUAGAUCUCACUAAACGAAUAAGACUGCGAACUGCUGUUGAAAUUAUGAUUGGCGGAUGGAUUUAUUCGAUUUUGAUGGCCGCUUUGCCACUUAUUGGUAUCAGUAACUAUAGAAGUACAAGUAUAUGCCUGCCAAUGGAAGUAAAAUCUAUAUUCGACAAAGCCUAUCUCUACAGCAUAUUUAUAAUCAAUGGCUUUUCUUUGGGACUGAUAGUAUUUUGCUACGCUCAAAUCUACUUUAGUUUGGGAUACGAAACAAGGAGGGCUAGUCACAAGGGCGAAAUGACUAUCGCCAAAAAAAUGGCCUUACUUAUAUUCGUUGAUUUUGCUACAUACACUCCAGUGGCGUUUUUCGGGCUGUGCGCCCUAGUAGGAUAUCCAUUAAUUAAUAUAACCAAAUCGAAAAUUUUGUUGGUAUUUUUCUAUCCCUUGAAUGCAUGCGCAAAUCCUUAUUUAUAUGCACUUAUGACUGCGCAGUAUCGAAGGGAUCUCUACAUGAUAGUGUCUAGAUGUGGUUUUUUUAAGAAAAGAGCUCAAAAAUACUCACUGAGAGACGACAUGCCUAUGGCCCAACCUACGCCCUUGUUACAGAAUUCAGAAAACAACCCUUCGCAAUGUUACAACAAUAAUUGCCGACUGAAGCAAAAUGGUAGCAGUGGUGGAAAUACGUCAAAUGUGUAGUUUUUAAAAUGAGAAUUCUUCCUCAAGUAUGACAUUCCAAUUUACUCACCAAAAGACAUUUUAUCUUUAAUGAAUGUUUUGUGCUAUAUUAUUGUAAAUACAUAAUAUUUAUAAAAAUAAGUUUUAAGAUUAAAUUAUUGUAAGUUUACAAUAAGUUUUUGCCACAUAUGACAUAGAUGUGUACAUAUUAUAAUAUGGAAAAAUAAUCUCAAUUUUUUGAGACAAGUAUUAUUUUUUAAGUAUUAUAGAGUCGCUUUUUAUUAUUUUUUUUAAAUGAAUUAUAUUUUUGAAGACG
Messenger RNA from Ceutorhynchus assimilis (cabbage seed weevil), 3107 nucleotides. NCBI's taxonomy places the organism in Eukaryota, Metazoa, Arthropoda, Insecta, Coleoptera, Curculionidae. The record is from the annotation of a GenBank genome assembly.